Molecule: messenger RNA, 1977 nt
Organism: Arachis stenosperma
Lineage: Eukaryota; Viridiplantae; Streptophyta; Magnoliopsida; Fabales; Fabaceae
Product: BTB/POZ domain-containing protein NPY1-like
Exons: 4
Coding region: 1-1791 (596 amino acids)
Molecular function (GO): protein binding
Source: RefSeq, a predicted model, not a curated record
AUGAAGUUUAUGAAGUUGGGUUCCAAGCCUGAUUCCCUUGAAGCUCGUGGACACUCUACCAGAUAUGUAUCAUCUGAAUUGGCCACUGAUGUUACCAUUAAUGUUGGUGAAGUUAAGUUUUACCUUCAUAAGUUUCCUCUAUUGUCGAAGAGCAAGCGAUUACAGAAGUUGAUGUCGAAAGCUAGUGAAGAGGAUUCUGAUGAUAUUUACUUAGAUGAUUUCCCAGGAGGACCUAAGGCCUUUGAAAUAUGUGCAAAAUUCUGUUAUGAAAUGACAGUUACUCUUAAUGCUUACAAUGUUGUAGCUGCUCGCUGUGCGGCUGAAUAUCUUGAGAUGACUGAGGAUAUUGAUCUGGGGAACUUAGUUUUUAAAAUUGAAGUGUUCCUUAACUCAGGAAUCUUCUGUUGCUGGAAGGAUUCUAUAAUAGUCCUCCAAACUUGUAAUUCUUUUCUGCCAUGGUCUGAGGAUCUGAAGAUCAUUGAGAGAUGCAUAGGUUCCAUAACUUCUAAAAUUGCUGUUGAUCCGGCGAGCGUGUUCUGGUCCUACACUUAUAAUAGGAAAUUAACAGAGAGAAAAAAACUUGUUGAGCACAAGAUGAUGUUUCUAGAUCACAUUGAAUCUGUUCCUAAGGAUUGGUGGGUUGAAGAUAUAUGUGAACUGGACAUUGAUCUUUACAAAAGAGUAAUGAUUUGUGUGAAAUCAAAUGGAAGAACCGAUAGCAUUGUGAUUGCAGAGGCACUAAAAGUGUAUGCAAUGAGAUGGUUACCUGAUUCCAUUGAUGCAUUGACUUGGGAAGAGCAUGCAUCAAGGAACAAGUCUCUGGUAGAAACAGUUAUCUGUUUAUUGCCAUGUGAUAAUGGCAUUGGUUGCUCUUGUAGUUUUUUACUGAAGCUUCUGAAAUUUGCCAUAUUAGUUGGAGCAAAUGAGUCAGCAAGAGAAGAACUGAUGAAGAAAAUUAGCUCGAAAUUGCAUGAAGCUUGUGUCAAGGAUUUGCUGAUUCCAGCAAAGUCUCCUCAGAUAACAACUUAUGAUGUUGAUUUGGUACAAGGCCUUUUGAAUCAGUACUUGAUUCACGAACAGGGAAGAUGCAAUAUGGAGGUUAUUGAGGAGAAAGAUAAUGGAAAAGAUCUUUAUAUUUCGAGUGAUAAAUCCUUAUUGAACAUUGGAAAGUUGGUCGACGGUUACCUCGGAGAAAUUGCCCAUGAGCCUAAUCUCGGUCUCUCUAGUUUCGUCAAUCUGUCGCAAUCAGUUCCUGAUUGUGCUAGGCCAAGUCACGAUGGUCUAUACAGAGCUAUUGACAUUUAUUUGAAGAAGCAUCCGGAUUUGACAAAAGCAGAAAGGAAGAAGCUAUGUAGACUCAUGGAUGUGAAGAAACUGACGGCGAAUGCUUCAAUGCAUGCUGCGCAGAAUGACCGGCUUCCUCUUCGAGUGAUAGUGCAGGUUCUGUUUUUUGAGCAGGUUAGAGCCACUGCCAGAAUUCAAGCAAUACAUAACAAUUCACAUGAUCCUUUGCGGGUUGGAGGAGGUGAGAAGAGAGGGAUUAAUAGAUGCCAGUCCCUCAAGGUGCCGAUGAUGAAAGAGGAAGGCAAGCUGAGUAAGAAGAACAGCAAAAACAGCCGAAGCGGCAUGCAGUUGCUGCGAUCUGGGUCAAGGAGAAUCAUUGAUAAGUUAUGGAUUGUGGGAAAAGGACAGCAAGAGAAUAAUAGGAGCUCUGAGACUUCAGGGAGUUUAGAGAAUAAUAGCCCAACUAUGUCAUCUGCUUUGAGACACCAGAGGCAUUCUAUCUCAUAGCAACUUAAUGCCGAUUUAAUAAGCUCUUAGGAUCUAGGAUCUUCCGAAUGCUCAUUAGGAUAGAAUAGUGAUCUCUAGGUUUAGUAUUUUAACUAUUUACUAUCGUCUAUCACCUUCUGUAUAGAAUCACUAUCCUUAAUUGAAGCAUGUGAUUCAUAAAGCUUUGUACUUUUUGUUUCACAUAAA